AUGGCAGAGAACAAUGAAACCCUUCCCUCCGCACCUAAGGAAGGACCUUUUCCACCUGUGAUAGCUAUAAUCUCCAUCAUAACUAUAAUAGGAAACCUUCUGGUGAUUGUGACUUUGUGUAAGAAACCGCGCAGUGAACUACGGAUUGUUUACAACUACCUUGUUUUGAACCUUGCUACCGCUGACCUGAUGGUUGGCCUUGUAGGUGAACCUCUUUGGAUAAGCCUUUAUUGGGUAGAUGAUGAUGACGGAGUAAGCCUUGUCAUGAGUAACCCACCAAGUGCGUUUAAUAUUACAUCUAGAUCAGUGUUGGUCAUAGCAGUUACCGCCUCAAGAUGUACUCUGCUCUUUAUUACAUUGGAAAGAUACGUGGCCUUAGAGAUGCCUCUGCGAAGAGAGAAGCUGUUUAGUGGGAUAGCUUUAAAGUUCUAUAUUUUGCUCAUUUGGCUAUAUGCAUUAGUUACGACCCUGCUUACUUCCUUUCAUGACACAGAGGCAUUUCGACUGGUAUUGUAUCCCCUUGCUCAGUUUGAACUGGUUGUCAUCUUCGUUUUGUAUAUGCGCAUGUUUAUAAUCAUCCGAAAAUUCAACGAGGCUCAACUCGCCAAUAGAGUUCGAGAACCACUUAUUCAAACUGGACAUGCCUAUAGAUUAGCUCGAAAACGGGAGUGUUCACUCGCCAAAGAUAUGUUUUUUCUAGUUGGAGCCUAUGUACUGUGUUUCCUGCCUUUAUCCAUCACUCGUUCUGUUGAAUGUUUCGCUAGUGAAAGGGUGAAAAUUACAUUCAACACUGCAGAACUCUUAAAAAUCAUUUACGUAUCAAAAUGUGCCAUAGAUCCCGUAUUAUACACAUUCAUUAUUCGUAGUUAUCGAUGGCAAGUUAAGAGGUUGUUUUAUAAAGUUACCAAGGCGUUUGCAGAGAUACUAUUUACCAGCAAUGGCGCGGUAAACGUCCAGUAA
Messenger RNA from Pocillopora verrucosa, 960 nucleotides. RefSeq names its product adenosine receptor A2a-like. Gene Ontology annotation, biological process: G protein-coupled receptor signaling pathway. Gene Ontology annotation, cellular component: plasma membrane. NCBI's taxonomy places the organism in Eukaryota, Metazoa, Cnidaria, Anthozoa, Scleractinia, Pocilloporidae. The record is from RefSeq and is a predicted model, not a curated record. Gene Ontology annotation, molecular function: G protein-coupled receptor activity.